This is a messenger RNA of Heteronotia binoei (common prickly gecko), 4122 nucleotides long. RefSeq names its product transmembrane protein 150C (gene TMEM150C). The record is from RefSeq and is a predicted model, not a curated record. Bases 260 to 1021 code for a protein of 253 amino acids. The transcript is spliced from 9 exons. Lineage: Eukaryota; Metazoa; Chordata; Lepidosauria; Squamata; Gekkonidae.
UCUCCACUUGCUAGCUUGCAAGGGCGAAGCAGGAGCUCUUUGUCUCUGGCCCCCGGGACGUUCCAGAGACGACGAGGCGGCUGCCGUGAGCAAACCCCACCUCUUCCUCGAGGGGAAAAGCCUCCUCUCUCCUCCUCCUUCCGCAGGUGCAAUAGAGCGCGGGGAUCUGCGGGCCGGACCUCCGCACCCGCACCCCUACGGUCGGUUGGCAGUAUAGUGUUGAUCUGCUGUAAAAGACCAUAUAUGCUGCAGUACUUGGAUGCUUCAAGGCAUGGAUGGGAAGAAAUGCAGCGUAUGGAUGUUCUUACCUCUUGUACUGACACUGUUUACCUCAGCGGGACUAUGGAUUGUAUAUUUUAUAGCUGUAGAGGACAACAAAAUUCUCCCACUAAAUGUGAAAGAAAGGAAACCAGGUCCCCUGAAGCCACCUUAUAUAAGUGUUGCAGGUGAUGCCCCUCCUGCAAGCUGUGUGUUUAGCCAAGUCAUGAACAUGGCAGCAUUUCUAGCACUCGUGGUGGCUGUCCUCCGCUUUAUUCAGCUAAAGCCAAAGGUCCUGAACCCCUGGCUCAACGUGAGUGGCCUGGUGGCAUUAUGCUUGGCCUCCUUCGGAAUGACCCUCCUUGGCAACUUCCAGCUUUCCAAUGAUGAAGAAAUACAUAAUGUUGGGACAUCCCUGACCUUCGGGUUUGGUACUUUGGCCUGCUGGAUUCAGUCUGCAUUGACACUCAAAAUAAACUUGAAGAAUGAAGGAAGGAAAGCUGGAAUCCCACGAGUCAUCUUGUCUGCAGCAAUAACCCUCUGUGUAGUUCUUUAUUUCAUCCUGAUGGGACAGAAGUUCCACAUGCACGCAUCACGGAUACAGUGGGGCAUGGUAAUGUGCUUCCUCUGCUACUUCGGCACCUUCGCGGUGGAGUUCAGGCACUACCGGUUUGAGAUCAUUUGCUCCGAGUACCAGGAGAACUUCCUCAGCUUUUCUGAAAGCUUGUCUGAAGCAUCUGAGUAUCAAACGGAUCAGGUGUGACCCAGCCUCUCUCCCUUUUCCCCACGGUGCUGGGCGCGUGCAGUCACAUGACUCUCUACUCACGGCUCCAUUUCUCACUUCAAUUUUGUUAAAACACCUUGUUUUCCAUGCCUGUAGGCACUGGCACGUUGCCAAAAAGUCCAUUGUUGGGGCAGGACUAGACCUAAGAGAUGCAGAGUGGCUGCCACUCUGUGCUCUUCCCCCCUCCUGCAGCAUAGCAAGAUAGGAAAGAGACACAGAACAUUUCACCCAGAGUGUGAUUAAUUAUCAGAGGUUUUGGAGUUGGGGUAGGGAACAGAUCAAGAAAUCUUAUAAAUUUUUCAAUGAAUUUGAGUCCAGUAGCACUUUGGAGACCAAUAAGAUAAAGGUGUGGGUGUGUGUUAAGCUUUCAGGAGUCAAAACUCCCUUCAUGAGAGCUUUGAGUCUUGAAAGCCUAUUCCUCCAAAAUCUUGUGAGUGUCUAAGAUACUCCUGGACUUGUGUCUUACUGCAGACCAACAUGGCAGCCCUCUGAUACUACCAUCUUUGGUGAACCUGUAACAUUUAGAAUAUAGGCAAGCUACAAGAGGUCCCACAGGCUGCUGCUACUGCUGCUUUUGAGGCUGUCUUCGCAUCAAUUUCCUCUGCUCCUCACAUGCAGUUUAAGACACAAGAAGUGCACCAAGCAAAGACAGGCACGUGAGCCACCAAUUCUUCCUGUAUGCAAAUAGAAGGGAUUUGACCACACAGAUUGCAUAUUCUGGGCCAGUUCAUGUAGCCUUGGAUUUCCAGGUUCUCCUCCCGAGCUUUCUUCUCCACUGCUGAACUGGGAUCGGUUGCAUCUGUGGUUCCUGGUUGCUUGUGUUUCUUGGUCCUUUUGUCUCCUCUCCUCUCUCUGGCCUGCUACAGUAAGCAGGGAGUGGUGGUAUAGACAAAAGGCUGCAGCUGCUUGGUUUCCUGUUUCAGCAGCAGAUUGAAAGGUAAUCCCCAGGUUGCAGUCUGGCAAUAUGGUUGAGGAUCCUGCUUCUCCCUUUCCAUAUACAUUUUUGUAUGUCAAACAGGUGUUAAAAACUGAGAAGUCCUGGGGAAAAGAUUGGCAACCCCAGGCAUUAUGAAGCAGUAGAACAAGGGUGAGAUGGCACCUCCCUCCACCUGAUGAGGACAAUAGAAAAGAGUAAGAGUCCAGUCGCAUCUUAACAAAAUUUGUGGCAGGAUAUGAGCUUUCACGAGUCUCUGCUCACUUCUUCAGAUACUUCAUGAAAACUCGUACUCUGCUACAGAUUUUGCUAGUCUUUAAGGUGCUACUGGGUUCUUGCUCUUUUCUACUGCUACAGACAGUCUAACACUUCUACCCAUUCUAAUCAGGACAGGACUAGAGUUGCCACCUUUAUUUCCCUGUCAGGGCUUCUAGGCCUUCGAGGGUUGCUACCAUGGAGCAAUGUGGCAGGUGAAACCUUUUCCUGGAUGACCAGGAAAGCGGUUAACAAUGUUACUCCCCCCCUUCCUCCAAAUUAGGCAGCUUUUAAAAGUCACAGUGGAUCUGCAGAAAGGGGAUGGGAUUAAGGAUCCUGUUCAAUAACAGCCAGACAGGUCAAUUUCAGAGGCAGAACCGCUUUAGCAGUUCUGAGCCCCACAAUCUAGUUGUGGGAGGGGCCUUUCUGUUUUAUACCAAGGGGAAGUGAAAACCACCUCCAGGAUCGGCUUUUGAAACCUACUUUUCCAAAGCAUCCUCCCCUAGUGCUUGCCUGAACAGUCCUCUCAGAGUUUCAGUAACCUAAAAGCUUCACGACAGGCAGACAGCAACAGGUUUCUCUCGUACCCUGUUGUCACAUGGUACCUGUUGAAUUCCUCUCUCUUAAAGGCACAGAGCUUUCAUCUCUAAAUAUUGAACAGUGUAAGGCAUAUGGACCAUCUCUGUCCUGGAAGGGAUCAUCUCUCCCUCCCCUCCCAAAAUCUGAACAGGAAUUCCGUGACUUGGGAACAAACAUCACUGUUGUAAAAAGUCAACAUUUCUUUAACAUUAGUGACGACCAAGACAGCAUUUGUACAUUGCAACGUACAUUGUAAAAUAUACAAUAUACAUGGUAAAGGCAGCUGUAGGCUAAGGGCUACCAGCAUUAUAACUCGCCCUUGAUCUGCAGGCAUUGGUGAACAAUAAGCAUAAUGACCUCUGUUCUGGAAAAAGCUUCUACUAAUGUCUUCAGAUCCAACAGCUGUUAAAUGUCUACUUCAUGGUUGGGUUCCCAAAUGACUUGGGGGGAGAGGGGAGGCUUUAGCUAUAACUUGAUGUUGAGAAAUCAGCUGAGAACUCUUUUCACAGCAUGGGAGAUCAAGCUGCAAUUAGCUGUAGCUAUAGUUGCCCAUUGAGAAGUUGGCAACCAUCACUUGGGGGCUGGGGGAAAGGUUGGCUUCCCUCCUUGCAGUGACAUAUUUGGAACUAGAUGGUAUAGAAACCUUGGCUUUUUCCUUGACACCAUCUAAGAGAACAAGGUAGAUAGCUACAGGUGAAGAUGAGUCAGUGCUGGAUUGUUUUUUUUUCUCCUGUUGCUAAUAGAUGUGAUGGGGGUGAGUUAGAUAACAAGUUCAGGUUUAACAGUGCAAACAAUUGACUUGUCAAAAUGCACAGUAUUUGGGCUUGUUUACUUUGGUUUAAAAUCUGCCUUGGAUACAAAAUAUUUGAGGUUGGAAAAACUGGCUAGAAAUUUGCAAGGUAAGUAUGGGGAUUUUCUCUGGAGAGAACUGCCCCCCCCCCAGUGGACCCAAUCCCAGUAUCGUCUAUGCAUGGUUAUUGAAAGGUAGGCCUGGAAGAAACACACUGGAAGUGAAAUACACACAUGUAGCUAACAUAAUAGGUUUCUGUUCAAAUUAUUGUAAAUAGUCCACUGUGAUAUUUUUUUUAAGAUAAAUGUUUACAUUGUAUCAUUUUAUAUUUAAGUUUAUUAGACAAAAAAAAAUUGGGAAAGGGUCCCUCCAAUCCCAGUAUGCAACCCAAGCCAAAAUUCAAGCUUUUGGGUGAUAUAUUGUACAUUUCUUAUGAAUAUUUCUUAUGACACAGAACAACUGAGCAAUGAUUGAUAACUGUACACUGAAAUAUGACCACUAAAUAAAUUUCUUUUAUGGAAA